AUGGUUAUCGAUUUGCUCACAAAAAAAGAUUGUCAUACUGUUCUGGCAAAUUUGAAAUCUAAGGGUGCUAUUUAUCGGAAGUUUCGGCACAUUAUGUUUAUUCUUUUUCCUUUUUUCUUUCGCUACAGGAGAGAAUAG
This is a messenger RNA of Brugia malayi, 138 nucleotides long. RefSeq lists its product as uncharacterized. The record is from RefSeq and is a predicted model, not a curated record. Bases 1 to 138 code for a protein of 45 amino acids. The transcript is spliced from 2 exons. NCBI's taxonomy places the organism in Eukaryota, Metazoa, Nematoda, Chromadorea, Rhabditida, Onchocercidae.